UAGUUGGGGCUGUCCGUGUUACGGUUGCUCGAUAGAAAUAGUUGCUCAUUGGCCUCAAAAAAGAAAAGUGCAGCCGCUGCAUACAAGGGACGAGGGAGAAGAGGGCUGUUGAGGAUGACAGAGUCGGUACAGGCAUGGUUCUUCCUGUUGCUGGCUUUCGUGGGCGGCGUCUCCGCCGCAGCGUUCUCCUUUCGCCUCCUCGGCUACCUUGCGGUCUCCCUGCGCCGGCCGAGGGACCUACGCCGCCGGUACGGCGCGUGGGCAGUGGUAACAGGCCCGACAUCCGGCAUCGGCCGGUCCGUGGCUCUGAAGCUCGCGCGGAAAGGCCUCAACCUCGUCCUCCUCGACCUCAGCGCCGCCAACCUCCAGGAGACCUCCGACAUGAUCAGGUCUCGCCACGGCGUGAAGACCAGGACCGUGGUAUUCGAUCUCUCGCUCGUCGGCACCCCUCAAGGCGACGACUCCAUGCGGCGGCUCCGGGCGGCGAUCGACGGCCUGGACGUCGGGGUGCUGGUGAACAACGCCGGCGUGGCAAGGCCGUCCGUGGCGUACCUGCACGAGGCCGACGUGGAGGAGUGGGUGAGGAUGCUAAAGGUGAACCUGUGGGCGCUGACGGAGGUCACGGCGGCGGUGCUGCCGGGGAUGGUGGAGCGCGGCCGGGGCGCCGUACUGAACAUGGGCUCGGCGUCGUCGGAGGCCAUCCCCUCCUUCCCACUCAACACAAUCUACGCCUCCACGAAACGGUAUGUUGCCAAGUUCUCAAGGAGCCUUUACGUCGAGUAUAGAAACAAAGGGAUCGAUGUGCAGUGCCAGGCCCCAUUCUUCGUGGCGACCAGGCUGGUGUCGAGUGCCGUGCGGGACAACUGGCUCUCGGCGUUCGUGCCCACGGCGGACGCCUACGCCCGCGCGGCGGUGCGCUGGAUCGGGCACGGGCCGCUCUGCACCCCCAACGUCGGCCACCAGCUCCUGUGGUGCCUCGCCGGCGUCCUGCCCGAUGCCGCGCACGACUGGCUCCGCCUGCGCGGGAACCUGCGUCUGAGGGCCCUGUCCCGGAAAGCGAGGGCGGCGGCGGCUAAUUGUGGAGUGAAAACUGACUCCGAUCCCGCCAAAAAAUUGAGUUCUGAGAUUGGCUAAUGUGUUUGCUUGGCCUGCCUGAUAUGAUUUGCUUGCUUGACAUUCAAAGUGGGAGAACAACUGCUAGUCAAGUUCAGACUUCAGACAAUACACAUGUCCUGAUUGCGCUGAGGCAUGUUCAGUUUGUAAAUACCCUGAACCAUCAUGCUGGGUACACAGGCCAUCAGCUUGGGAGCAUACUGGAACAUGCCUCAGCGCAAAUAUUACCAACUAGAGUCUCUGUACACGCUAGGAAAAAGAAAAUACACUGUACACGCUAGGAAAAAAUAGACUCUGUACAACCAGUGCAAAUCAAUCCCUAAGUAUGCAUUAAUCAUCUCCAUAAGUUUAACAACGGUUUUCUGCCA
Molecule: messenger RNA, 1481 nt
Organism: Setaria italica (foxtail millet)
Lineage: Eukaryota; Viridiplantae; Streptophyta; Magnoliopsida; Poales; Poaceae
Product: very-long-chain 3-oxoacyl-CoA reductase 1
Exons: 4
Coding region: 115-1134 (339 amino acids)
Cellular component (GO): endoplasmic reticulum
Molecular function (GO): ketoreductase activity
Source: RefSeq, a predicted model, not a curated record